AUGGAUACCUGGAAGAUGCAGCUUGUUGUUGUGACUUUUUGCACUUUGUUGCAAACCUGUCAGGGACUCACUGCUAGUGAGGAAGAGGAGAGAGGAUUGUCUACAGACUGGCAGGACGGUUCACAGACACCGAUGGAGACAGAUGUGAGCCACCUGGUAGCCUCCCUGAUGAAGAGAUCUAAAGCCCUCCGCUUCUACGGACUCAUGGGAAAACGCUCAAGUGUUAAGAAACCUUUCAAAGUUAAUCGACGGAAUAAAGGAGACACAUUCGUAGGCCUGAUGGGAAGAAGCCUCUCCAGUGGUGAGUCUUUGACCAGAAUAAAUCCGUCUGCAACAACCACCGGGGUCGAUGUUUCAGAGAAACCACACAAGCAAGGUUCAUCUGAGGAGUGGAUCCAAAUCCUGUAUUGA
Limanda limanda (common dab) is the source of this 411-nucleotide messenger RNA. RefSeq names its product protachykinin-1. The record is from RefSeq and is a predicted model, not a curated record. The coding region runs from base 1 to 411 and encodes 136 amino acids. The transcript is spliced from 6 exons. NCBI's taxonomy places the organism in Eukaryota, Metazoa, Chordata, Actinopteri, Pleuronectiformes, Pleuronectidae.